Molecule: messenger RNA, 1032 nt
Organism: Colossoma macropomum (tambaqui)
Lineage: Eukaryota; Metazoa; Chordata; Actinopteri; Characiformes; Serrasalmidae
Exons: 7
Coding region: 46-759 (237 amino acids)
Biological process (GO): positive regulation of ERK1 and ERK2 cascade; neutrophil chemotaxis; immune response
Cellular component (GO): extracellular region
Molecular function (GO): chemokine activity; CCR chemokine receptor binding
Source: RefSeq, a predicted model, not a curated record
CCUGCACACAUCUGCACCUGACGCUCAGAGAACACACAGACAGGCAUGUCUACUACAGUGGCUGCUCUCCUGCUCUUUUCAGCAGUGUUCUGGGGCAAGACGGAAGCGUUCUCUGAUGAUGCCAUGGACUGCUGUCUGUCGACUUCAGGACAAUUGGUUCCACGUCACAUUGCAGUGUCCUACAUUGUGCAAGGCCCAGAUACUGGCUGCUCCCUAUCAGCUACUGUGUUCAUCACAAGGAAAGGCAAGAGGCUAUGUUCUCCACUUGCAGACGACAAAGCAUAUCCUUGGGUGGCAAAACUCAUGGCACACCUGGAGAAGCUGCAAGAGAAAAAGCAUCCUCAGCAGCAGACGACCCCUCUGAACUGUGCUGAAAUACGCAACAUCCUCUUUCAUUGUCUGUCUGCGAUGUCUUCCACGGGGGUUAGCAGUCUGUGUGUGGCUCUCUGGCUCACUGGACUCCUAAGCAGCAACUGGACAGUGUCCUUUGGGGAUCAGGCAGUGGACUGCUGUUUGUCAGUCAGAGAUCUUUCUAUUCCACAUCAAGUUCUUGUCGGCUACCACAAGCAACUCAAAGAGAAUGGAUGCUCCAUCGAUGCUAUCUUAUUCCAAACCAAGAAGAACAAGGUUCUGUGCGCUCCCCCUGAUGCCCCGUGGGUCAAAGAACGGAUGAACUGGCUGGACAAAGAACUGAAGAAAUGCCAAAAGAACGGGUUCAAGGGGAAGCGCUGUCAAGCCAUGAAACCCACGUCUGCUUGAAAGAACGCACAGUGGUGAACAAAGCUGGAGGUUAAAGUGAUCAUGGCAGCUAAACAGCUAAAUUAUCAAUGUUGUCUUUUCUUUAAUGACAUGCCUGAAAAAAUGUUUCUGCUCUGCAUUGCAAUGUUUCACUUUAUGUUUCUGUAGUACAAAUAAGCUUUUUUACUACUUUCAUAUUCCAUUAUCUGUUUUCUAAGAAACUCCAAAGAUUUGUCAUCAUUAUUGUUCUGUUACUUGUAGAUGAAUCAAUAAAUGAUUGAAGUUUAAGCAAGG